Messenger RNA from Morus notabilis, 2471 nucleotides. Its product is annotated as L-type lectin-domain containing receptor kinase S.4. NCBI's taxonomy places the organism in Eukaryota, Viridiplantae, Streptophyta, Magnoliopsida, Rosales, Moraceae. The transcript has a single exon. Gene Ontology annotation, biological process: protein phosphorylation. Bases 374 to 2416 code for a protein of 680 amino acids. Gene Ontology annotation, cellular component: plasma membrane. The record is from RefSeq and is a predicted model, not a curated record. Gene Ontology annotation, molecular function: carbohydrate binding; protein kinase activity; ATP binding.
AAAAAUAAUAAAAAAAGUAGACCAGUGUGGCUUUACCAUGUGUGGUUUAACAAAGUUGGUAGUGGUUGAGGAUACUUUAGGCUGUAAUGGCUGUAAUUUAAAGUGCACUGCUACCUCCCAUCGCUAUUUCUGGAUUCAUCGUGUGAAUAAUCAAAUCGCAUAUUUCCCAAUACCCCCCACCUCUUCUUUCCUUUUCCUUCUUCCAUAACCGGCCAAAGGAAUAUAAAUAAACAACCCAAAAAAUAAAAAAUGAACAAAAGCCGAACUUUUUUCAGACACUCUCACACCUACUCAUCAUCAUCAUCAUCAUUGAAAUUUGAAGCUCAUUUGUAAUAAAGCUCAAACCUUUACCAAUUCCCACCCAUUUUUCCGUAUGGCCAAAACCUCCAUACUCAUCUGGGUUUUCUUUUUCUUCCUAUUUUAUUCUUACCCAGUAAAAUCCGAUUCCGGCGAGCUCUUCUUCGUCGGAUUCAAAGACGCCCGCGAAAACCUCUCUUUAAACGGCGUUGCGGAGAUCCAACAAAACGGCAUCCUCAGGCUCACAAACGACACUCUCCGGGUCCUCGGCCACGCCUUCUACUCGUCGCCGUUCCGGUUCAAGAACGCCACGACUGGUAAAGCGUUGUCGUUUUCGAUCUCCUUCGCCUUUGCCAUCGUCCCCGAGUACCCGAAGCUCGGUGGCCAUGGCCUCGCCUUUACGAUCUCGCCUUCCAAGGAACUACCCAAGGCCCUCCCCAGCCAGUACCUCGGGCUCCUCAACUCCACCGACGUCGGAAACUUCUCGAACCACAUCUUCGCCGUCGAGUUCGACACCGUCCAGGACUUCGAGUUCGGCGACAUCAACGACAACCAUGUCGGCAUCGACAUCAACAGUUUGGCCUCCAACAUGUCCGCAGCGGCGUCGUAUUUCGACGAGAAAACGGGUAUCAAAACGGACCUUAAUCUCAAGAGCGGCAAGCGAAUCCAAGCUUGGAUCGACUACGAUUCGGCCCAAACCCAGUUAACAGUCAAGCUCUCUCCCUCCUCCACCAAACCCAACUCUUCGAUUCUCACUUUCGAUGUCGAUCUCUCGAAAGUUCUCGAAGAUUCCAUGUACGUUGGGUUCUCUGCUUCAACUGGAUUAUUAGCAAGUUCUCAUUAUAUCUUCGGCUGGAGCUUUAAUCUCAACAAUGGCGAAUCCAAAUCACUUGAUUUAGACUCAUUGCCUUCUCUUCCAGGCCCGAAAAGGAACUACACAGUUCUCAUUCUCAUCGUCUGUAUGGCGUCAAUUCUGGUGAUAAUCUUUAUCUCGGGAAUCGCGUUUUACCUAAUCAGAAACAUCAAGAACGCCGACGUAAUCGAAGCUUGGGAGCUAGACAUCGGGCCCCACAGAUUCUCCUACGAGGAGCUCAAACAAGCCACGAGAGGGUUCAGAGACAAGGAGCUUCUCGGGUUCGGCGGAUUCGGGAAAGUCUAUAAAGGGACAUUACCGAACUCGAAAACCCAGGUGGCGGUGAAGAGAAUCUCGCACGAGUCGAAACAGGGUCUCCGAGAAUUCGUAUCGGAGAUCUCGAGCAUCGGGCGGCUCCGCCACCGGAACCUCGUCCAGCUCCUCGGAUGGUGCCGCCGCCGCGGAGAUCUUCUCCUCGUCUACGACUUCAUGCCCAACGGAAGCCUCGACAAGUACCUUUUCGAGGAUCCCAAGAGGAUUCUGACAUGGGAGGAGAGGUUCAAGAUCAUCAAAGGCGUGGCUUACGGCUUGUUGUAUCUUCACGAGGAGUGGGAACAGACGGUGAUUCACAGAGACAUUAAGGCCGGAAAUGUUUUGUUGGAUUCCGAGCUUAACGGACGGCUCGGAGAUUUUGGUUUGGCGAAGCUUUACGAGCACGGUUCGAACCCGACGACGACGAGGGUGGUCGGGACUUUGGGGUACUUGGCGCCGGAGCUGACGAGGACGGGGAAGCCGACGACGAGCUCCGACGUGUUCGCGUUUGGUGGGCUUUUGCUGGAGGUGGUUUGUGGGCGGAGGCCCGUUGAGCCCAAGGCCCUACCGGAGGAGCUCAUUCUGGUGGACUGGGUUUGGGAUAAGUGGAGAGUUGGGGCGGUUCUUGACGUUGUGGACCGCAGGUUCGAUGGGGUGUUUGAUGAGGUUGAGGCCGUUGUGGUGCUUAAAUUGGGCCUAAUGUGUUGUGGUAAUUGGCCGGAGGCCCGGCCCACUAUGAGGCAGGUGGUGAGAUACUUGGAAGGGGAGGUGGCGCUACCGGAAGUGGUGGCGCCGCCGGAUGGCGGGAAGAAAGGUGAGAGUGGGUUUGAGGAUUAUGUGCAUUCGUAUCCAACGUCGUCGUUUAUUGAGAGGGCGAGUACAUUUUUGUCUACGGGUGAUGAAUGUGAGGUUGAUGUUGAUGUUGAAGCUGCCUCGUCAACAUCCUCUCUUUAGUGGCUGUAAUGCCUUCUUUCUACUAUUGUUUUGGGAAUUUCUUGUUUUUUUUUUU